CUGCCUCUACAACAAAAUUAUCUUCUAUCUCUUUAAUUUAUCAGAGAAUUGUUAGACUUCUAUUUUCAUUAUGUCUCCGCUUUCAGAUCUUAUCAACCUCAAUCUCUCUGAUUCUACCCAGAAAAUCAUCGCUGAAUACAUAUGGAUAGGUGGAUCAGGCAUGGACUUAAGGAGCAAGGCCAGGACUCUUUCUGGUCCUGUUACUGAUCCUUCAGAACUACCCAAAUGGAACUAUGAUGGAUCUAGCACAGGUCAAGCUCCUGGAGAAGAUAGUGAAGUGAUCUUAUACCCUCAAGCUAUCUUUAAGGAUCCAUUCAGAAGAGGCAACAAUAUCUUGGUCAUGUGUGAUGCCUAUACUCCUGCUGGCGAGCCUAUCCCGACAAACAAGAGGCAUGCUGCUGCCAAGAUCUUCAGCAACCCUGAUGUUGUUGCUGAGGAACCCUGGUAUGGUAUUGAGCAAGAAUACACCUUGUUGCAAAGGGAUAUUAACUGGCCUCUAGGCUGGCCUAUUGGAGGCUUCCCUGGACCUCAGGGACCAUACUACUGUGGAACCGGAGCUGAUAAGGCCUUUGGACGUGAUAUUGUGGACUCCCAUUACAAGGCUUGUCUUUAUGCUGGGAUUAACAUCAGUGGUAUCAACGGAGAAGUCAUGCCCGGACAGUGGGAAUUCCAAGUCGGACCUUCUGUUGGCAUCUCAGCCGGUGAUGAAGUGUGGGUAGCUCGUUACAUUCUUGAGAGGAUUGCGGAGAUUGCUGGAGUGGUUGUGUCAUUUGACCCCAAGCCUAUUCCGGGCGAUUGGAACGGUGCAGGUGCUCACACAAACUACAGCACCAAGUCGAUGAGGGAAGAUGGAGGCUAUGAAGUCAUUUUGAAGGCUAUUGAGAAGCUUGGCCUGAAGCACAAAGAGCACAUUGCUGCAUAUGGUGAAGGCAAUGAGCGUCGUCUCACUGGAAAGCACGAAACAGCCAACAUCAGCACCUUCAAAUGGGGGGUUGCCAACCGCGGUGCAUCUGUCCGUGUAGGAAGGGACACAGAGAAGGCUGGCAAGGGAUAUUUUGAGGACAGAAGGCCGGCUUCAAAUAUGGAUCCAUACGUCGUUACUGCCAUGAUCGCGGACACUACCAUCAUCUGCAAACCUUGAAGCUUUUUAGUAUGAAUUGCUUGUUUCUGGUUUUGCUCAAUUUGGGAUAGAAAAGGAUUGAUUUAUGAAACAGCCCUUUCGCUUUGCCUGUGUCUUUAGUUAGGAUAGUCUGGCCUUUUCUUAUUUCUUCUUUUAUUCCAGUUGAAGUUGUAUUUUCAUACAGCAAUGCUGAUUUCAUUGCCUAUGAUUUGGCAAUGGUGUUACAAACAAAACAAUGUUAUUCUUAUUAAUAACAAAUUAUAAAAGGGUUGGUUCUGUUGCUCAUUUA
This is a messenger RNA of Nicotiana tabacum (common tobacco), 1409 nucleotides long. Lineage: Eukaryota; Viridiplantae; Streptophyta; Magnoliopsida; Solanales; Solanaceae. The record is from RefSeq and is a predicted model, not a curated record.